AUGACCUUCCCCAGCAUGGAUGUUGCUGAGAGGCAGCCCAUGACGAGGAGACCCGUCUCUGUUACCCCAUCUUUCCCUGUGCACAGCCCACCAGUUCAGCUGGAGCGGCAGGGCCGCGAGCUGGGCGCGCUGCGGGAGCGCCUGGAGCUGGAGCUGCUCGCCCUGCAGGACCAGCACGGCGCCGAGGCGCAGGAGUACCAGCGGAUAAUUGAUGCCCUAGAAGAAGAAAAACAGUUCCUGACCAUGUCGAUCACAGAUUACCUGAAGGACUAUCAAGAACUACUGCAAGUGAAAGCUGGUCUCAUUCUGGAAAUUGAAACUUACAGAGCUUUGUUAGAAGGGGAAUGCAACCCAUGGGUUAUUACAUGGACAGAAGAGCAUUUAAGGAAAAUCCCUCAAGAUGUUAUAAACACAUCAUAUAACUACACUGAUGUUUAUUCUACUUACCAAGAACGGAAUAAAAAUAAAGCUCUUCCAGCUAUCAGAAGCACUGAUACAAGACACAGAAUACCAAUGACAAAUAUUAGCAGCUCUGCGCUUUAUUCAGCUCAAUCAACACACGCUGGAUCACAGACAACAGGUAUUGGGAGGUCUUUUGGAAGAGAUGUGCUGAGUUCAACAUAUCGUCCGUCCACAACUGUUAAAAAGGAUGAAAGGAUUGUGACAGACCACAGAGAAACGAGAACAUAUACUCCAGCCUUCAGUAGCUGGAAAAACACUGAAAUGCACCAAAAAAGAUAUCCAGAAACAAAGAAAACUGAAGUUACAACUUCAUCCACAGUAUCUUUUUCAAAAGAAUCAGCACACACUGAAAAAUCAAACAAGGACCACAAAGUCGAUACAAGGCCAGGAACUGCUGAAAAUAUAAGGACAAAACCAAGCUUCACCAAAUCAUCGAAGUAUGAAGAAACCAUAACUGAAAGUCGGACCUCACUAAAAGAAGAACGAGGAGGCAGUAAACCAGCUGAAGAAAAAAAGAUUCUCUUGAAAGAAGAAGACAAACUAGAAAAACAUACAAAGGAAGAGAAAGAUAGCAAACUGGAGAAAAAGAAAAUGGACGAGAAACCUUUUAUGGAAAACAGAAGUGUUAAUUUUGGAAAGAGGACUGAGGAUAAAACAGGGAUAGAGCAGAAAAAAUAUGUUCAUGAGGAAGUGAUUAGCCAGAAGGUAACAGGGAGUGAUAUUCCUAAUGCAAGAACUUUGAAAAGUGAAUCAACCAGGAAAGAUACAAAUGUGACCUGGGAAUCCAGAAACCAGGAAGCCACUGAGAUGUCCAUCGGUUCUGACAAAGUAUCUCAAAGUAAGAAAGACAUAAGGUUGCGAGGUUUUAAAACUUCUGUAGAAAGAGAGACAGAUGAGCAUGUAACUAAGUCUGCUGAAAUGCACAAAGUGACUGUUUCAGAAGCAGAAUCCAGUCUGAAAGAUGAAGAGAGAAUUAGUGACAGACUUAAUAAAACAGGUUCUCUUUCAACAGAAAACAUGGCAGAAAAUAUUGUUGCUGACAUUCUGAAAAGUUUUACUCAGUCUUCUAGUUCAGAAGUAUCAUCGGACACAAAAGUGACUUACUUCAGUAAGAAAGAACAGCCAGAUGAUGGGAAAAUAAAGACUGAGAUCACAGUACAGUCUCAAGUUCAAGAAAACAUAGACAUUUCUGAUCGGGUUGAUCUUGAAGGUCUAUCAAGCCAGGAUAUUAAAAAAGUGGUUUUAGAGGGUGUUGAAGGAAUGCCUUCGAAAGAGGAGAUAGAAGAUAUAGUACAUCAUGGCCUGAAAGGAAGUGAGAGUGGAAAGAAUGUGUCUGUUAAUGUUGAGAUUGUAGAGGAGCCCCUAGAUUAUGUCACUGAUGAAAGGACUGAUUUUUCAACACCGUUUGAAGUAGAGGAAGUGGAAGAUACAUUCCCUGAAACAAAGAGGCAUUAUGGUGAUGAGGAAGAACAAAUCACAAUGUCUACAUAUGACGAUCUUAAAAAGAAGAAACAACGCCAUGGGAGUUACACUCAUGUGGAAGAAGUAACUGAGGAAGACGACUCACCUAUUGAACAGAAAUAUUUUGUAUCUGUUCCUGAUGAUCAGCCUGUUGUUCGUGAAAAAGGCGAUGACUCACUAUAUGGCCAAAUUCAUAUAGAAGAAGAAUCAACUAUUAAGUAUUCCUGGCAAGAUGAAUUUAUGCAAGGCACACAAGGCAAGAGAGAUGAAGGUGCAAGAUCUCCAGACGUAACAUAUCAGGUGGUAGGAGAGGAAGCAAGUGCCCGUAUUUUAAAAGAAGAGCUUCCAAAAGCUGAAACAACCCGUGUUGAAUCCGUUGUUAUUGAAAAAGAAAUUAAAAUACCUCAUGAAUUUCAGACUUCAAUAAAGGGUCUUUUAUCAAAGGAAACUAAGGAUCCUAAGCAUCAACUGAAAGAAGCUUUGGGGCAGUUGGAGGGCAGUCUCCCAGAAAGUGUGAAAGAGGAACUGUCUGCAUUAACAAAAGAAAAUCAAGCUGACUCCAGUAGCUUAGAAUUUGAUAUCAAGAAAGUUGAUCAAACAGAGGACGGUGGCUCAGUGACUAUUGUUGCUGAAGUCAAUUUGUCACAGACCCUUGAUACUGAUCAGUUUGAUGUAGCUCAACUUGAUGAAGUAAUUGCAGGUGAGAAGAAGGUACCAUUCCAUUCUUUGAAAAAAGAGAGAUCAGAGAGAGUUGUUGAUGGUAAAAGCAAUAUAGAAAUAGAUGUUUCUUCAGGCAGUGACAAAUACACUCCUCUGGCUAAUCAAGAAGUCUAUAGCUCAUCCACAGUGAGAAGGAGUGGUGGCACAGGCUAUCAUGCCACUGAACAAGUUAUUUAUGACGGUUCAGUUGUGGAAACUGCAAAUUUUGGAGUCUCUCACUCACCAGAAACAACCGAUAAGAGCAAAUCUGUAAGGCAAAUUAAGAUCAGUCCAGCAGAAGUACAGACAGUUGAGCAGAUUGUAUAUGAAAGGCCUGGUUCUGAAACUCUAGAGCUUAGGAGUUCAGAAGAUGUUGUUCAUAGAGAAGGAUCAUCGGAGAUGAGCAGGUCUGUCAAGCAUUUUAAAUUAGGUCCUAAAGAAAUCCAAACUACAGAAGAAAUAAUUUUUAGAGGCCCUAUUACUACAACUGUAGAAGAAUCUGGAAGUCUUUCUCAGCAGAAGUUUUCAUCAGACUUUAACAGGUCCACAAGACGUGUCACGGUAGGAUCAAGGCAAGUAACUGAAGAAGUUGCUUUUGAAGGGCCUGCUUCAGACUCUGCGGAGCUCAAUAGUUCAGGGAGUCUUUCUCAGACAGAAGGGUCUGUGGAUGUCAGUAGAUCAGUAAGACACUUCAGAUUAGGUCCAAAAGAGGUUCAUACUGAGCAAGUUAUCUUUGAGGGACCAAUCUCUAGUAAAGCGGAACUUAGUGAUAUUGGAGACUUUUCCCAGACAGAAAGUUCAGUAAGGCACAUCCAGUUAGGCCCCAAAGAGUUUAUGACAACUGAACAGGUCGUCUACCAGGGGCCAGUUUCAGAGCAUAUAGAAAUCAGUGAAUCGGGAGACCAGAUUCUUUCUGAAGGUUUGGUCAGGCACAUUAGACGAGGUCAAAGGGGAGUUAAAACUACUGAAAAAAUCAUUUAUCAGGGCUCCCUUUCUGAAACUUCAGAGCUCUUUAACAAAGGAGAACAUCUUUCUGAGAAUGAAGGAAGCUCAGAUAUUAAUAGAUCCUCGAGGCGCAUUAAAAUAAGUCCUGUAGAAACUCACACUGAGCAAGUGAUCUUUAGAGAACCUAUUUCUGAAACGCUGGAGGAUCUUUCGCAAACACGAGAGUCAUCUGAGAGCAGUAGAUCGGUAAAGCACAUUCAAUUAGGAUCCAAGGAAACAUCUUUCACUUUCCAAAUGGAUGUUUCCAACAUGGGUGGAGUGUCUACGGUGGCAAGUGGAGAACAAGCAACAGUUCUCGUAUCCAAUAAGCAAGACCCCACUGUUAGUCAGUCACAGGUUGCAGCUGAAAGUGAACAGGUUGUGAAAAACGAAACUAACAGAGGAGCUUAUGUUUUCUCCAGUUUUUCCCAUGAUCGUGGUGAGAAGGUAGAGGAGAAAUCCUCUUUUGAUAAAACUGUACAGUUGCAAAGAAUGGUAGACCAACGGUCAGUUAUAUCUGAUGAAAAGAAAGUUGCCGUUGUCUAUUUGGACCAUGAGGAGGAAGAAGAUGAUGAUAACGAUGGACAGUGGUUCUAAAAGGACUUUUUGAAAGAAAACUAUCUAGUAAUUUGUUUAUACAGAUUCCUAAUUGUCUU
Tinamus guttatus (white-throated tinamou) is the source of this 4262-nucleotide messenger RNA. RefSeq names its product synemin (gene SYNM). Lineage: Eukaryota; Metazoa; Chordata; Aves; Tinamiformes; Tinamidae. Gene Ontology annotation, molecular function: structural constituent of muscle; intermediate filament binding; structural constituent of cytoskeleton. Gene Ontology annotation, cellular component: costamere; neurofilament cytoskeleton; intermediate filament. Gene Ontology annotation, biological process: fast-twitch skeletal muscle fiber contraction; intermediate filament cytoskeleton organization. The record is from RefSeq and is a predicted model, not a curated record.